Messenger RNA from Tyto alba (common barn owl), 4893 nucleotides. RefSeq names its product family with sequence similarity 217 member B (gene FAM217B). Bases 485 to 1963 code for a protein of 492 amino acids. The record is from RefSeq and is a predicted model, not a curated record. The transcript is spliced from 5 exons. NCBI's taxonomy places the organism in Eukaryota, Metazoa, Chordata, Aves, Strigiformes, Tytonidae.
GAAGUGCUCCGUUAAUUAGCGAGCUGCCGUCCGGUCGCUGUCGUUCCGCAGCGCGGUGAGAGCCGCGGGAACCGCCGGCGCAUCCCGGGAGGGCACAGCCUGCCAUGGCGGGCGCGGAGCAGCGGGAGCAGCCUGCGGCCGCUCCUGCCUUCCGCGGGUGAGGUGCUCCGGCAGCGGGGCUGGGGAUGCUGGUGCUGCUCUGAGACCCCCGGCCCCGUUCCGGCGGGAUCCGAUCGACGGCGGGAACAAGCGGCCUCCCCUGCGCUCACUCGGCCGGGGAGGUGAGGGGGAGGGAGACAUUUAAGAAGCAGGACAGGAUCGAAUAUAAAUAGCUAUGAAUAUAAAUACAUAAAUAGCGCUGCAACAAGACUGAAGGACGUGGUGAUGUUUGCAUUUGAUACGCUGUGUCUUACAAGCCCAAAAGACUGGAGUCAUUUGAAGAUUAUGUAAAAAUAAAGGUGCAGAUGCCAUUUAAAAAGUAAUAAUGGGACCAGGCAUUCAAGAAUAUCCCUUACUGCUGCACAGAGAAACACAGAAAAAGGAAAGCCAAAGCAAUGAAAACCACGAAGGAAUGGUAAAUAAUGGAAGAAGCCAUCCAAGCACCAAAGGACUAAAUAAAUCAAUUUCUCAUGUGAAAUCUUCUCCUGGAAGGUUAGGCAAAAAUGUAUCAAGUGUCAAUGAAAAGAUUUCCCAUGACACGCAAGAUGGUAACCAACCAAGUAUUUUUAAGAAGGGAAGAAACCAGCUGGAUGACAAUAGUCAGUCAAAAAGGAUCACGAGUGUUUGCACAUCACUGCAUGGAGUACAAGGACCAAAGAGAAGUCUCCCAGAAAGAAGGCAAAAUGAAUCUUUUCUGCACAGGAUCCCUCCUAGCAUAAAGGGCAGCACACAAGGUAGCUUCUGUAGGGUUAAAGAUGUCCCAGUGCAACAUUUUUAUUGCAGUAAAAAAGAACGGUUGGAAAAGAAUCACGAAGAACAUGUUGCUGAAGCUGGUCCAUGCUCUUCUAAAUGGCAAGAAGCAUCCAUAGAUGAAAUGUUUCUUGAUUUUGAAUCAGUACAAAUUAUUAAAGAAGAUGCUGAAGAUGAUAGUGCCAGUGAUCUCUCUGAUUCAGAAAGGAUUCCCAUUCCCCCGUCUCCCUGCACACCACCAGAACUCAUUCUCAGAGCUGAAGAAAUUGAUCCAGUUUGUUUGGAACAUGUACCUGAUACGGGUUUUAAAGAAUCAGAAUAUUAUUACCCAGACUUCCUCCCACCCCCUUUCAACUCAUGGGACUUGAAGCAACUAGCUGUCUUUGUUAACGUAGAGGGUAAAACUGAAUUUCGACCAAAGCCAACGGGAUUUCUUGAGAAAUAUAUUGAUCGCCUUUUGCAGCUGGAAUGGCUGCAAAUGCAGACUGUACAGAAUGAGAAAGGAAAGGCAGCCAAAGCCAGACCACAGACUGCUCCCAGCUCCAUCCGUACCCUAAAAAGCCCUGGCAGAGGCAAAGCAUUGCUCAGCCCUGUGCCUAAAAAGCAAGUGAUUCCCCAAGAAAGUGUUUCAAAGCUGCCCAGAAGCUAUUCAGGUCACAGGGGAGAUUCAUACUGUGAAGAAAGUCACCAGAUACAUUCUCAUCCAGGUCACCAGAAAUUUUCUGAGAGAGUGGGAUAUGCAAUGUCUUCUCAGAGACAAUCUAGUGAAGUAAGGAGUGAACUGAAAAAAAAACCAACUGCAAAACAGCAGCUUCUCAAUAUGCAGCCCUCUGAGAACAGUUCUAAAAUUCAAAGUGUUGGUAAUAUCAGACCCCCAAAUCAAACCCCAGUAUUUCAUGGUUCGGCUGCUCCCAUCAAAGGCUUAAAAACACACGCGUGUACAAAUCCAAAGAAAAACGGCAAUGCCAACAGUUACGUUCCUUCUAAGAAAACAACAGGGGACAGGAAAAUAAAAACAAAUGGCACGAAGCAAACAUCGCACAAAUUUAAAUGAAGAAAAAACUUCAUUAAUAAAUGAUGCUUCUUGACUGCUAGAAGGCAUUUGGCCAAUGCAGAAGGGUCAUGUUUUCCUCAUAGGAAGAUCCUGAGAAAAUAUGUUCUUGAUGCAUGGUUCUAAGUCAGCACUGUUCAUUUCAAUAUAUUUGAUCUUAAGCCAGCAAGGCCGGCAGGAAAUUUUUUCCCUGAAGGCAAGUGUCUUCCAGUGGUAUUUCCUCAAAAAUAUUUAAAAUUGCUUAAUUAAGAUAACAAUAGCAGAGUAUGAAAGUUUAGGGAAAUACAGAAUUAUAACAUGAUGUCCUAUUCGCACCAGUUGAAGUCCAUUGAAGACUGUGGUGUUCCUUACACUUGGUGUAUUUGAGAGAAUAGGGUUCAUCUCUUUCUCUUGGACAGAUGUGCUAUUUUGUAAGAGGUUUGGUGGUAAUGUUUUCUGAUGGAAAAGGGCUCAACUGUUUUAUAAAAUAAUGGAGCAUGCUUAUCUAUGCAAAGUCAAAUUCUAAUUCUUCACAGAAGAUGAUGAAUUGGAUUUUUUUUUGAUGAAUUAGAUAUUUAUUUUUUUUGAUAAGAAGAAUGGAGAUAAUGUUUUGAAAUAUUUUAAUGCAGAAAGGAUUCUUUUUAAGACAAAAAAUUAUUAGGGAGCAGAGAUCUUCAAUAGUGUCAUAUUAAGAAAAUGGAAUGUGUAUUUUUAUACCCAGAAAUCUUCACUGUGUUUACAACUUUCCUUGAAGUUCAUUUUAUAAGCCUUGAUGCUUUUUGUCAUUUAGAGGAAAUGACCAAAUUUCGAAUUGCACAUGGAUAUAUAUGACUAAUGCAAAAUGAGGGUAAUACUAGAGACUCCGUGGCCUAAUUUGCAGAACUGGUAGCUUAUCAAAACAUAAAAAAUAGACUCAGCGGAUAAAGGCUAUUGUAAGUUCAAAUAAAGAUAUAUUUUGAUACAAAAGAUACCUGUUUUCAGUUACCCAAGAUGACUAUUAUUUAUCCCAUGGUCCAGUCUCCUUCAAUUAGCCUGGCUUCUUGUUUCAAGAUUUUGUGAAGCAACAUGGGGAAAUAACCUGCAGAAAAAAAUUGUACAACCAGGGUUGGGUCCUGUCCUCAGACCUGUUUUCUCUUGUGUCUGUGAGGUACAAGAGAAAAUGAAGUGAGUUCAGUGAGUAUUCAAGUGUCAGUUCAUCUGUUAAAAUUUCAAAUCAAUCACAGCAUCUGGGGGCACAAUCUUGUUAAAGAUGAAAUUCUAGAGGAUGUUUUGUACUUUCAUUUUAAAAUGAAAUAUUGAGCAGCAUUAACUUCAUCCUCAGCCACCAGUCACAGUGAACUGUUUAUGAGAAGUGAGCUGAGGUCUGAUGGACCAGGUUUUACACGUGGAUCCUUCACAUUGUGAUAGAAAAUUAAAAAGUAGCAAAUACUAAAAGUACAUUAUGUAUAUAGUCAAAUUGCACUUCUUUUGUUGAUCUCAUCUUGGUUUUAAGAUGCUUAGCUGUUUCUAUUCUUUCAUUGUGCCUACCAGAUCUUGAGCUUUGUAAAAUUUCAAAGCAUGGAUUUAUAUGUAGUUUAAAAUGUGAGAAUAUUAAUAAAUGUAGUAGUAAACUAGAGUAUUUUACAGUACAUAAAAACAUUGCUCAGGAAUAGUCUAAAAAGUAUUUUUAGUGUUUUUUUUCCUAGUCUACUUGAGACCAAAUGUGAAUUUUAAAUUGAUAAAGGAAACAGAUGUAAUAUACAGUAUUAUAUUUCCAUAUUCAGUAUUUGUGAAGCUACAGUUAAAAUGAAUUGUAGUUGCAUGUACAUUCAGCUCUAUGCAAUUAAAGUGGAAGUGAAUCUGACAUGCUCAAAGAUCAAAUAAGUUGGUUGUCAGAGGUGUGAUGAAACUUAGAAGGUGGCAUUCAGCACCAGCAGCUGCAGAGGACCAGCACAUUCUAUUGUUGCCAUUUCAUCCUUUUGUUUUGUUCCAGAGUUGUGUAUUUCACUUUUCACAGAUGAAGGGUUCUUGCAUCCAGUGCUAGAACUUCAGGCUCUGGCCAAAUUCUGCAAGCCUUCAUUAGUCAAGUUUUCCUGAUUCACAUUAACAGUAGUGAAAGUUGGCAGUUCUACUCUUGCCAAUAAGCACUACUUUAGUGCACAAUUUUGGUGCACUACUAUAAGCACAAAAAGCAAGCUGAGCAGGAUCAUACCAAUAAUCAGAAUAGCAGGUUUUUUAAACAAAUUGUGUUAGAUGCAGUAAUUCAGCAUGUUAUUAUAGCACUGAAUAUUAGUGUGUGCCAAAUUUUCAUCUGAAAUGUUACUCUGUAUUGAUGCUUUUGUAAGUUAUAAGGAGGGCAUAUAGAUAGAGGCACAUGUUGCAUGAUCACUUCUUAAAGAUUAAAUAAAUAGUAUUUCUGUCAGCUUUGACCAGAGCAGAGGCAAUUGGCACUGAGAAAACUUUUUUCUCACAGACCUAGGAAAGUUUUAUUUUAAUGUAGUGCUUGUGAUAUGAUGGACAUCAGUUGGAAACCAAAAAGUUAAGCAGGUGGAGUUGGUGAUGCCACUUAAAAUGUCUGAGUACAUGUCCAUCAGCUCUGGCUGUGAUCUGGCCAAGUAAGUUUGUCUCACAUGAUAAUCACACAAAUCUAAUAUUUGUUCAUUGAUUUGUUACUUUUUACACAGUCUUCUCUGUUCGCAUACAAAACCAUAAAUUCCGUGUUUGCCUCAACAAACAGCUCUUAGUGUGAGCAGACCUGCAAGAUUGGAUAUUAUCCUGCAGCACUUUUGCUUUCAUUUUAACUUGACUAUGUUCUGGGCCUAUAGUUUAAAAGAGCUCCUUUUAUGAAGAGGACUAUGGUUUAUGUUUCCUUCAUUUUAUAUUGAUGGGUAUUGUCUUUAAAAGCACUUUGAAUAUAGCGGAAAAGUUUAUUCCAUCAAAUACAUUGUUUGGAAUUAAAAUCCUUCCACAACACA